CUGAUAUUCUGUGGGGUUUAUUGGAAUUCGAAUUUAGAAUUAGCUCAUGCUUAGCAGCUGAGCUGUAUAUUGGAACUGGAUCGUACUCGGUGCAUGUUGAGCACAACACGUCAAUACGGGCCCUCAGAACAUCUUCAGAAGAAAACUGGUUAAAGAUAUUUAAUCAGCAGCAAUCCUGGCCAGUAACUGUGUACGAGUUUCUCGACGUUUCCAGCCAUGGAUGGCCACAAAUACUCAAAACCCUGUCAUUUUUCCAGAACCAGUAGCUCAAAGUCCAAACAAAAGACAGUCCCGGAUUCCGUCCACGACGAGUGCAGGUCGGGAAUUUACUUGCUGCUCCAAUCUGUCGAUACUGACCCUCCAAACGACCGGGAACAUGCCAAAACUCAGUGCUCAUAUCGAAUCAAUAAAAUGAUUGCCGAAGUAAAUGCUUACAUAUUCUCAGCAGUCAGUCAUUGCAGGCAACACUGACAAAGCUGUUGUCGACACUGAGCCCACUUCUCACACACAGCUGUAGGGCACGUAUGUGAGAAUUGUCAACCGUCGUCCAGAGAUGGCUUGAAGCAAAAGUCAGAGGCUUUGGAAUUAAAUCUGAUCUGAAUCAGAUGCUCGCAAAGGAGUGAACGAGAUUCAAGCUCCCGGACGAUGGGCCGAGCUCAUGAUAAUGCGUUUCCAUGUCAAAUCCCACUUGCAAACCACCAUUGGAAACGUGCACUGCAGCCGCUUGUCGAAGUUGACUUGGAAUAGCAUGCACUUGCCUUCAAUUCAACUUGGGGCAGCAUUCGAGCCAAAUUGACAAACGCUGUCAGUUGAUGGAUGCUGUACGUACAAGAUCAUUUGACUGUGAUGGCGAUGUCAUCCGGUGAAUGCAGGGGAAUAAACUUUUAGAGAGAGAGAGAGAGAGAGAGAGAGAGAUUUGAAUCAGAUGCAUGUUCUCAGACGAAGGAAAAUUCUCAUGGUGUUCAGCGCAUGUUUUCUCAGACGAAGGAGAAUUCUGUUGGUGUUCAGCGCUGAUUGAUAUCAUGAUUCGCUUCAAAAUUUGAGUGGACCUCAGGGAUGUGCGAUUGCUGCAGCUGCAAUUAUGAUGAUUAUUGUAAGAAUUGUUCCCCCACUACUUGCCCAUUGAGUGAUGGUCAUGAUCUAGCCCAUUCCGCUGCUCUCGCUGCUAAAGUCUUUCAAAGGUUUUUUCAACUCAUAAGAGUUGCUGUUGUAGUAGCUUUGUGGAUGGUAGAGUUCAAACUGCUCCCGACUUCCAAAAUAUCACGAGAAAGAGUCAAAAUUCCAGCCAUGCACUGCCAUUUGAACCAGCACAGGGCUCAUGAUACUCCACUCAACUAAAUCUGCAGUAGUCCCUAGUCUAUCUCAUAUCUAUUCCAUAUUGUCAGAAAAUUUGUUGAACACUCAUAUUUCGGAUGUCACCUGCAUUCAGACUAAAUUGACCUGCAUUUGAAUGGAAGGCCGGGGUUUUCGUAGCAGAUGGAGCCUGAGACAAGGAAUUCAGCUCGGGCUGCCUUGUGACAAUCGGGGUCUCCUUUCCCGACUGCCAACGAAAAGAUCCGUCUGAUUCCCGCCCUUUUCAGCACUGUGGCCUUAUGCCUAUUAGAUGAGCAGUAUUAUACAGGCAGCGCUGCAACUGUGCAUUAUAUUCUAUCAUAAACAUCAACCGAAUUGCACCUUUCUGAACUUUUGACCUAUGGUAUGGUCGACAGGACUCAACCACAUGAAACCGUAGUCCAAGAUGUCGACAGCCUUCUUUUUUCUCGUUCCGAAGUCGCACGACUCAUAAAUCUUCACCAAUUCCAAGACAUCCAGUUGCACGAGUUCAGAGAACAGUUCCAUGAAGAAUAAACUCGCGGGAG
Marchantia polymorpha subsp. ruderalis is the source of this 1859-nucleotide messenger RNA. The record is from the annotation of a GenBank genome assembly. NCBI's taxonomy places the organism in Eukaryota, Viridiplantae, Streptophyta, Marchantiopsida, Marchantiales, Marchantiaceae.